AACAUUAGGACAUAGCCUGCAAUCUAGAGUCCCGUUUUACGAUCGGAGCGAAACGUUACGCUUCAACAUAUAAAAUUCAAAACAUCACCAAACGACAUUCUUUUCAUACAGACCCUGUGAUCAACGUCGACAUGGCACUACCAAGGAUCGUUCUCCGUGCAAACAAAUUAAUCAACCAAACGGUUUUCUCUCAAAUAGCGAACGUAAACAAAUGUGAAACAUUAAGGUUAAUCAGCACCGCACGACUGCUAUGUGCAGAACGGCGUUACACCGACAAGCAUGAAUGGAUUGAAGUGGAUGGAAAUGUUGGAAUCGUGGGCAUUUCACAAUACGCACAGGAAGCUUUAGGCGACGUUGUGUACGCGCAGCUACCAGAGGCCGCUACUGAACUCAACCGAGGAGAUGAAUGUGGAGCGUUGGAAAGUGUGAAAGCCGCCAGUGAAAUUUACAGCCCGGUAUCCGGCAAAGUCAUGGCCAAAAAUAAAGACGUUGAAGACACACCGGCGCUAAUCAACAAUUCAUGCUAUGAAAAAGGAUGGCUGUACAAAAUAGAACUAAAAGAUGCUGCCGAGGUGAAAAAUUUGAUGACCGAGGAGAAGUACAAGGAAUUUUUGAAAACCGCUGAUCAUUAAUGUGUGUGCCAUCGUAUAGUGUAGAAUGAUAAAAACAUUAAUAUAUAAGGUUUAUAAAUUCAAA
Dalotia coriaria is the source of this 696-nucleotide messenger RNA. RefSeq names its product glycine cleavage system H protein, mitochondrial (gene ppl). Bases 132 to 632 code for a protein of 166 amino acids. Lineage: Eukaryota; Metazoa; Arthropoda; Insecta; Coleoptera; Staphylinidae. Gene Ontology annotation, biological process: protein lipoylation; glycine decarboxylation via glycine cleavage system. The record is from RefSeq and is a predicted model, not a curated record. Gene Ontology annotation, cellular component: mitochondrion; glycine cleavage complex; cytoplasm. The transcript has 5 exons.